AUGCAGGUGAAAACUUGGAUAAUUCUUUCCGUCGUCUUGGGCGUACUCUGCUACGCGCUAUCGUUUGGCGGUCUGGAGGUGGUGGAGAAGGCGCGGCGCGAAGAUUCCCUUGGCAGUGCUACUCCAGAGCCGUCGCACUUUAAGGGCCAGAAGUGCGUGGGUAAGUGUGAUUCAAAGCCGGCUGACCCUGAGGAUCACGAGGACCACCCUCUGGAGGAAAGCUUCUGUUGUUGCACCCUAGAUGAAAUCAGCAAAGGCACCAAGCAUAUUGCUCAACUUCUAAAUAACAUAACAAGCCGACCAUUUUUCCGUUUUUUCAAAGUGAAUUUGGAGAAGCCUUGUCCUUAUUGGGCAGUUCAACUACUCUGUAUGAGCGAGGAAAAUACCUGUCAGGUCUGCUCUUGUGAUGCAAAUGAUGUCCCUGAAGCUCUCAAAUAUUCGUAUGAUAUGAGUGAUCCUAAACUCAUUGAUUCUCGUGUUUCGUAUGAAAAGCCAAAUCCAUUUAACGUUGAUCAGUGGGGCACUUGGAGGGAUGCAGAGGUUGCGGCGUCGUACGUAGACAUUUUUCAAAAUCCUGAGGGAAAUACAGGAUAUUCAGGACCCAUGGCGUCUCGAGUGUGGCAGGCUAUUUAUAAUGAAAACUGCAUGACAGAGGUAUCCAAGGAGGGUGUGUUGAAUACUGAAAAGCAAUGCAAGGAAGAACUGGUUUUUAAAAAGCUGAUCAGUGGAUUACAUACUUCUAUUACAAUGCAUGUGGCCACAUUUUUUCGCAAGGACGACGCCGGGAUUUCCCCGCUAAAGGAGUUGGGAGUGUUGAGAGAUCCUAAUGUGUCCUACUUUCCCAACUGUGGGAUGUAUAGGCGGAUCGUCAGCAACAAGGAAUUUAUUAACAACCUCUAUAUACUCUAUCAAUUUAUUCUUCGUGCACUCACAAAAACGAGGUCUGAGUUUCUCUCCGACCUCAACGUGUUUAACUCUGGGAGCGAUGGUGUGCCUACAACGGAAGACGUCCUUCUCCACGCAGAACUUCGGGAACUUUUCAAUAAUCACUUAUUGUGUUCCCCAACAUUUAACGAGGCAAAGUUUUUGGGCUCAGCAGAGGCGCAUCGACUUGUUCCACAAAUGAAGCGAAUGAUGUAUAACAUCACAACCUUGAUGGACUGUGUAACCUGUGAGAAAUGCCGUGUGUGGGGAAAACUUCAAACUAUGGGCAUUGCCACAGCACUCAGGAUUGUUAUGCUUCCUGAAGACACAGUAACCGGCCUCAGUCGUGGGGAGAAGGUCUCACUUGUCAAUCUUGCCCGUCAGCUUGCGAUUUCAGUUGAGAGCGUGCACGUACUGGAGGAUGCCUGUCAAAUAAUGGAAACUGUGCAAAAUUAG
Trypanosoma conorhini is the source of this 1380-nucleotide messenger RNA. Its product is annotated as putative endoplasmic reticulum oxidoreductin. The coding region runs from base 1 to 1380 and encodes 459 amino acids. The transcript has a single exon. Gene Ontology annotation, molecular function: FAD binding; thiol oxidase activity; protein-disulfide reductase activity. Lineage: Eukaryota; Euglenozoa; Kinetoplastea; Trypanosomatida; Trypanosomatidae. The record is from RefSeq and is a predicted model, not a curated record. Gene Ontology annotation, biological process: protein folding in endoplasmic reticulum. Gene Ontology annotation, cellular component: endoplasmic reticulum; endoplasmic reticulum membrane.